AUGGAAACACAAUCACCUAGUUUGAAUAGCUUAGGUGAUAUGCUCCCAGCCGUUCAAUUACCCUUACUUUAUAGGCGCCAAUGAUGGAAAUAGGAUAUAGCAAAUAUCAAACAUUAUGACCGAAGGGAAAGACCGCCAUAGCCAACUAGCUACGAUGAAAAAGUCACACGUAUCCUCGUCACCAGUUCAUCAGCGGACCCGGAGAACACGAAUCGUUUGCAUAUCAGACACGCAUAACUGCACAGUGAAGCUUCCGAAGGGCGACGUACUUAUCCAUUGCGGAGACUUGACGAACCAGGGGAGCUUCACCGAGCUUUCGAAGCAAGUGGCAUGGCUCGAAAAGGCCGAUUUUGAAUGCAAGUUGGUCAUUGCUGGAAACCAUGAUAUCACACUCGACACCGCUUUCUUCGAACAGUAUGGAGAUUACUUUCAUAACAACACGCCACAGAACAUCACCGAUUGCCAAAACCUUUUAAAAUUAUCCAAAUCUCUCACCUACCUCGAACACUCGAGUUGUACAAUCAGACUCACCUCUUCGUCUGGACCGCGAACUAUCUUCAGUGUAUUCGGUUCACCCUUUAUCCCAUCUUGUGGGAAAUGGGCCUUCCAGUAUCCCCGCGAGGACUCCACCGUAGCAGAGAGAAUAUGGAACGAUAUUCCACUUGAUACCGAUAUCCUUAUUACACACGGGCCAGUGCGCGCACACGGGGAUGAAUCUCGUCAUAGAGAAGCGAAGGGCUGCGAGAUCUUACGACAGGCGGUGUGGCGAGUACGGCCACGUAUAGCACUUUGUGGACAUGUUCACGAGGCACGAGGCGUACACCGCGUACGAUGGGACCUAUCAAGCAAAUCUAUUCGAUAUAAUGAGCUAGAAACGAACUACCAGUGGGAAGAUCCAGGUGUAGGGAACCAGAAGAAUUGCUUGGUCGACCUCUCGGCUAAAGGCGGAUUGCCCCUGAACAAUGACGGCAGCAAGGUCCUAUCACCACAAUCACUGCCUAUGUCUGUUUCCGAAGUACGAAGUUCCAGUGGGUCUACAAUCAACAAACCAACAGACCCAGAAGACGCAGACCCGGGCAUCGGUACGCGGGGACUUAGCGGGAACCCAACGUCCGCUCGGAGUGAUGGACCGGCGUUGAUCGGGCGACUCGGGCGCAAGGAGACGUGUAUAAUUAACUGCGCCAUCCAGGCAGGUAGCUAUCCUCAUUCAGGACCGCGGCGGUUACACAAGCCUAUCGUCGUCGACAUCGACUUGCCUGUCUGGGAUCAUAAUAUCUAAAUAUUUGGCCACUCCGAAGUUUCCGGGCGUUAGCCACUCUCGCAUACGUGCAACGGGGCUGUGCUUUACUAAAUCGCCCCUUUAGACUUUGUCAAUCCUUGAAACUUCGCAAUAUCAAUUCAGAUAGGC
Messenger RNA from Hypoxylon trugodes, 1408 nucleotides. Its product is annotated as Metallo-dependent phosphatase. Bases 116 to 1279 code for a protein of 387 amino acids. NCBI's taxonomy places the organism in Eukaryota, Fungi, Ascomycota, Sordariomycetes, Xylariales, Hypoxylaceae. The transcript has a single exon. The record is from RefSeq and is a predicted model, not a curated record. Gene Ontology annotation, molecular function: hydrolase activity.